CGUGGAGGAGAGGAUGUGGGUAAGCUGACAUCUGCAAGCCAGAGGUUCAACGGGAAGACGACCGCAGUCAGGCUGACGAACAACGGCCUUAGCAACCUCGAGGAAACUCCACGACAUGUAACUUGUUGUCAAGAGGUUUGUGUCCUGCAGGGCACCCCGAAGCUCACGGUGCCUCCCUGGGGCUUUCUGACAUGAGGGGGCGUUGCUCUCGAAAACUGGGCGUGCUGGCCAAGGCCGGCUUCCUGGUGUGGCUGCUAUGGCUGGGCUACCUACUGUUGGCACGCUCCUCCUUCCCCUCCUCUUCCUCUGUAGAGGAGGAAGACGAGGACCACAUUUUUCUGGUGAGACAGUUCUCCAUAGAUGAGAGCGGGGCUGAUGGGCAGCUGGCGAGGCCCCUCCACGUUAAAUUACCGCCAGACAACAAUGCACCGGGGGAGUGGGGUCGGGCCACGCACCUCAACCUCAGCCCUGAAGAAAAGAAGCAGGAGCAGGACAGCGUGGAGCGCUAUGCCAUCAAUAUCUAUGUUAGUGAUAAGAUCUCCCUCCACCGGCACAUCCAGGACCACAGGAUGAAUGAAUGCCGGAUUAAGAAAUUUGACUACAGGCGUUUACCCACCACCUCUGUGAUCAUAGCCUUCUACAACGAGGCCUGGUCCACCCUGCUCAGGACUAUUCACAGUGUCCUGGAGACCACGCCUGCCAUCUUGUUGAAAGAGAUAAUCCUCAUUGAUGACUACAGUGACCGAGGCUACCUGAAAUCCCAACUGGCUGACUACAUCAGUAAUCUGGAACGUGUUCGGCUCAUCCGCACCAACAAAAGGGAGGGCCUGGUCCGGGCACGUCUCAUUGGUGCCACCUACGCUACAGGUGACGUACUGACAUUCCUUGAUUGCCACUGUGAGUGCGUCCCUGGCUGGAUUGAGCCUCUGCUGGAAAGGAUCGGUGAGAACGCCAGUACCAUCGUGUGCCCUGUGAUCGACACCAUUGACUGGAACACCUUUGAGUUUUACAUGCAAACGGACGAGCCAAUGAUCGGAGGUUUUGACUGGAGACUCACCUUUCAGUGGCACUCCGUCCCCGAAGUGGAACGCAAGAGGCGCAGGUCUCGCAUUGACCCCAUCAGGUCUCCGACAAUGGCAGGUGGAUUAUUUGCUGUGAGCAAGUCUUACUUUGAGUACCUGGGCACAUAUGACAUGGGCAUGGAGGUGUGGGGAGGAGAAAACCUGGAGCUCUCUUUCAGGGUGUGGCAGUGUGGGGGCAGCCUGGAGAUUCACCCCUGCUCUCAUGUGGGCCACGUGUUUCCCAAAAAGGCCCCAUAUGCACGACCCAACUUCCUCCAGAACACUGUAAGAGCUGCAGAAGUUUGGAUGGACUCUUAUAAACAACACUUCUACAACAGGAAUCCCCCAGCCAGAAAGGAGACUUAUGGGGAUAUAUCAGAGCGGCUGCUGCUGAGGGAGAGGCUGAAAUGCAACAGUUUUGACUGGUAUCUGAAGAAUAUCUACCCUGACCUGCACGUACCUGAGGACCGGGGGGGCUGGCAUGGGGCUGUGCGGAGCUCAGGGAUCCACUCAGAGUGUCUGGACUACAACGCUCCGGAGCACAGUCCCACCGGCGCCCACCUCUCUCUGUUUGGCUGCCACGGCCAGGGAGGCAACCAGUACUUUGAAUACACAUCUCAAAAGGAGAUCCGAUUCAACUCGGUGACAGAGCUGUGUGCUGAGGCGCUCGAGGGACAGACCGCCAUCGGGAUGAGGCACUGCCCUAGCGAUGGGGAGGUCAAACCCCCCAGUAUCAUCUGGGAGUUCAGAAAGGACGGAACCAUCUACCACCCUCACUCUGACAUGUGUGUGACAGCCUACCGCACACCAGAGAGCCGCACAGACGCCCAGAUAAGGCGGUGUACCCCGGGAGACAAAAACCAGCAGUGGAAGUUUGAGUGGUAGGAGGAGGAAGAGCGAAAGUAGCAGGAAACCUCAAGUGACCUUGUUUUACCAUAGUGCAAUUACUACAGUGGAUGUCUUCUUCGCUGCUCCCAAUUCUCUCGCUCUCCAAGUCGGCACUCCAUUUGAAUGGGAAUGGAGAGCAAAUAAGCGGUGGUGAAAAGGUCACUUUAAGCCAGUGAUUGACCCAAUUCAGUGCUUUUAUACCCAUGUGAAUGACUGAAUAAGUUUGCGGCGAAGCGAAUGAGAAUUGCAAGAAGAGGUUUAUAUGGUCUUUUUAAGCAGACCAGCUGAACCUGAGACUUUCGUGUUGCUUUCAUCCAAGUGCCUCUGCAACCAAAACGGAGUCCAGCGCACAUCUCAAGUGUCUUAAAUGGUCACGUGUUCGUUCUUCUAACGCAACAACUUGAAACUGUCCGGCACGUAAAAGAAGUGCCUUUCAACGAGAUCUGAGACGAAGCAUUUCCUGGAUGAACUACAUGCAAAAUCAUGCUGCACUACAUUACGUUACCUUGAUGUGCAAUUAAUAUUAAUUAUUAUUGUUAAACCCUGACGCUUGUUUGUUUUUAGUUGUCAAAAAAAUGACCAAUUUCAAGACGGACUGCUGAAAGAAGACACGCCAGGAAUGUAGGGUCAACAGCAUUUUUUCUCCCCCGAACCAGCCACUUCCUAACAUGCUCCAUCAUGUGAGAGGAAAACGGGGCGAGAGCGCUGCGGUCAUACUAGACUGCUCCUCAAUUCUAUCUCUUGCCUGUGGAGCCAGUUUCAUGGUAGAAUGCUGCCUGAACAAGACUUGAAGCAUUCAUUAAGCAUUUGUGUUAAGUGCAAUUUGCCCCAGAGGGCUUAGCGUGUAGACAGGAAUGUAGUAGUCUAUUCUUCCCCGUUGUUUAAAAUUAAGAAUACCCUCUAAAGUCAUCUGUCACUGUGCCUUUGGAAAGGUUGUCACCCCAAAAGAACUUUUGUUCGUGCCGAAAUGAAACGUGCCAGCGGAUGUCAAACGUGUUUAGAACAUUCAAAAUGCUAAAACAACACUGGCUUGAUGCACUUGAUUUUAUUUAGACACAAAGAGCCUUAAAGGUAGCACCUGUUUAACUUAAUCCUUCAAUUUGGCUGUGCCAGACUGUGUUGUUAGGACUCCUGUGUGUAAACUGUACUUGAAACGGCAUCAGAAAUACUCCUGUGUUGUUGUUUUUCCACUGAAGACCCUGUGGGUGUUCCUGGGAAUCAAGGACCAAGAGACGCAGUGCAACUGUUGUUAAAAUGUUUGCUGAGAAGCAGCUGUAUUUGCUGAAGACUGCUUAUCACUGAGCAGUGUUUGGCAUCUGUGGUCCUCUGACCCCAUGAAUAUGAGAUAUUCAUACGAGUCAGUCGCUGCAGUGGGUAAACAAGAAGGGGACUUCCUGUUUUGUGUUAACUUUUUGUAAAUAAUGUUUGGUUUAAGGGACCAGAGAGGGACAGUGGUAUUGUAAAGCACCUCUAAAACUACUGAUAAUGAAAAAGGGAUGAUGAAUACUUGAUAUGAAGGAGAGGGUGAUUGAAAUGGGAUGGAUGUGUCAAUGUUGAUUAAAGCUGUUGGGAUAAUUGAAAGAAUAAAAAACUAACCGUUGUUGCACAUUGUCAUUUUCU
Molecule: messenger RNA, 3569 nt
Organism: Chelmon rostratus (copperband butterflyfish)
Lineage: Eukaryota; Metazoa; Chordata; Actinopteri; Chaetodontiformes; Chaetodontidae
Gene: galnt4
Product: POC1 centriolar protein homolog B (Chlamydomonas), like
Exons: 11
Coding region: 192-1946 (584 amino acids)
Cellular component (GO): Golgi apparatus
Source: RefSeq, a predicted model, not a curated record